ACGUUUGCUGUUGGCGUUUGCUCUGUUGACAUCCGGUCUGGAACACGCUGCGCGAGCUUCCCAGUUCAACUGUGAAAUGGCGUCAGGUUUCCGAAAAUCGACUCCUGCGACCAGCCAGCGGAAAAAGCCUGGACCUAAGAUCGAACUAACGGAGGAGCAAAAGCAAGAAAUCAAAGAAGCGUUUGACCUGUUCGACACCGACGGGACAGGCAGCAUCGACGUGAAGGAGCUGAAGGUUGCUAUGCGAGCGCUGGGCUUCGAACCCAAGAAAGAAGAAAUCAAGAAGAUGAUUGCAGAUAUUGACAAAGAAGGUUCCGGCUCCAUCGACUUCAGCGACUUUCUCAGCAUGAUGACUGUGAAAAUGAGUGAAAAAGAUUCCAAAGAGGAAAUCCUGAAAGCCUUCCGGCUCUUCGAUGACGACAGAACAGGAAAAAUCUCCUUCAAAAACCUGAAGCGUGUUGCCAAAGAGCUGGGCGAGAACCUGACUGACGAGGAGCUGCAGGAGAUGAUCGACGAGGCCGACCGGGAUGGAGACGGAGAGGUGGACGAGCAAGAGUUCUUCAGGAUCAUGAAGAAGACCAACCUCUACUGACCUCCUGCUUGGCUUCUCUAACCUUUCUUAACUGAACUGUUUCACUGUACAGACACUAAGCUUUUGACUGAUGAAAUAAACUGUUUUCUAGUCCUGUUGAACUAUGUGUUGCAUCCCAAUAUUUCCCAAAAGCAAAAAUGCAUUUAAGUACUAAUGAAUUGCGUGAUAUUAUUUUAGUCUUA
Messenger RNA from Synchiropus splendidus (mandarinfish), 774 nucleotides. RefSeq names its product centrin 4 (gene cetn4). Gene Ontology annotation, molecular function: calcium ion binding. The transcript has 5 exons. Gene Ontology annotation, biological process: nucleotide-excision repair; centriole replication; mitotic cell cycle. Bases 77 to 592 code for a protein of 171 amino acids. Gene Ontology annotation, cellular component: centriole; centrosome. Lineage: Eukaryota; Metazoa; Chordata; Actinopteri; Syngnathiformes; Callionymidae. The record is from RefSeq and is a predicted model, not a curated record.